AUGUCAUUAAACAACAACGCUAAUCAAGGCAUUAACCAACCUAUCGAUCCUAAUCCAACACAAAGUACCACAACACGAACAACAACAACAACAACAGCAGUAGCAACAAUCACCUUUGAUUACACAAAAUAUUUACCAUAUUAUAUUAGACCACCUUAUGGUUUACCAUUACCAUAUAAUAAUGGUGCCGGUGCCGGUACCGGAUAUUUACAACCAACUCCUAAUCGUAAUACCGGUAUAGCACCACCUAUUACUGGGGAAGAAGGUGGAUAUUUAGCAUAUUUGCUUAAUUAUGGUGGACAUUUACCGUUUGUUGAUAGACGUGGUGGUGGUAGACGAAAUGAUGGUCGUGGACGUAACGGUGGUCGUAGACGUAACGGUGGUCGUAGACGAUUUGAUGAUUAUGAAGAUUAUUUCGAGAAUAGAAGGAAUUUUGGGCCCGCAUUUCUUAAUGAAAGAUACAACAAUCGAAACCCAGCAUACAUGUACAGUUGGGGCAGUUAUACAAUCAUUUAA
Messenger RNA from Acanthocheilonema viteae, 516 nucleotides. Lineage: Eukaryota; Metazoa; Nematoda; Chromadorea; Rhabditida; Onchocercidae. The record is from the annotation of a GenBank genome assembly.